Camponotus floridanus (Florida carpenter ant) is the source of this 1261-nucleotide messenger RNA. RefSeq lists its product as uncharacterized. NCBI's taxonomy places the organism in Eukaryota, Metazoa, Arthropoda, Insecta, Hymenoptera, Formicidae. The record is from RefSeq and is a predicted model, not a curated record. The transcript has 7 exons. Bases 150 to 1220 code for a protein of 356 amino acids.
CACAGUGUACAUACUAUAGUCUAUAGUCGACGAAAACUGAGAUAAAGUCGUCACCCACAAAAUCACGAACAAAGCACUCAAGAUUCAAGUCGAAAAAGCGAAAAAUAUAUCUUAAAAAGCGCACAUUUAAAAACAAGUAAGCAUUCAUCAUGAAAGCACAUGCACGUGCUCCAGAUCCUCUAACAAAAACCAAUGACAUGGCCAGUAAUUGGCACAGUUGGAAGGAAGAUUUCAUCAUAUUUAUGAAAGUAACUGGCUAUAUUAAUAAGCCCAAUGAUAUUCGUGCAAAUAUCUUGAAAAAUCGGAUUGGAAAAAUUGGUAUUGAUGCAAUACAAACUAUGACUUUUAACAGACCGCAGGAUAAAGAUAACAUGGAUAUAUUGAUUGCAAAACUGGAAGAAUUCUUUAAUCCACCAAAAAAUGAAAUAGUCGAGCGAUAUCAUUUCUUUACAAGAGACAAAAAACACAAUGAAACCAUCCAACAAUAUAUAAAUAUCUUAAAAGAAAAAGCCAAAACUUGCAAUUUCAAAGACACAGUGGAUAAUGUUAUACGAGAUAAAAUUAUUUCUAUUACUCAAGACAAAAUACUUUUGAAAAAAUUUUUUGAGACAAAAAAUUUAGAUUUGCAGAAACUGAUAGCAAUUUAUAACGAUUACAAUAUCAAUACAGAGAAAAUGAAACAAAUUACUAAAGAGACCAUAGAAUCCAGAAGCACACCAAAGCCUUUGUUGAAUGAUACAAAGAGAAAGUGUUGGAGAUGUAAUUCUCAACAUCCAUUAAGAAAGUGUCCUGCUUGGGGGUCAAAGUGUACAAAAUGUGGUGAUGUGAAUCAUUUUACCCAAUGUUGUCAAGGUCCCAAACCUAAGGUAAAUGAUAAUAAGAUAAAUAAUUUAUUAAAUCCAAUGAAUCAAGCAAAAAUGCAUCCAACACAACAGACUAAUGUUUCAAAGAAUAAUAACAAAAAAAAUUAUCAUAAGGCAAAUUCUGGGAUUAAAGAUAUGGGUCCAAUGAAUAAAAAGACUAGUUUUCCAGGAAUUCCAACAGCACCUUGUACUGCAAAGUUAACUUUUUGCAACGAUCCAUUUAAUUGUACAAUGCGAGGUGUAUGUCAUUGUAAGCCGUGUCCAAGUUUACAUACCAAUAAUGCCACAAGUCAAUCAAUAUAUUCUCCUAAAAAUACACAUUUUAAAUAUGAUUCUAUGUUAAGAAGACCAUAUUAAUUUUCAAUAUACAAGCACAAAUAACAUAAAAGAUCCAACUA